AUGUCGCCCAAUCUCUCUCCUCGAGAAGAGGAAGUCAUCAAAAUCAUCUCGCCUAUAAAGUUCCAUCGUCUAUUCACCCUUCCCGCAACCGAGAAUCACGGGCCAUUGAAAGUCUCGUACUCAAUAGCCGGCCCUGAGGAUGGCGACGUUCCAACGAUCUUACAUGUGGGAGGAAUGGCGCACACGAGGUGGUACAAUAUUUGGAACGAGCAUUUAGCGCAAAAGGAGGGCGUGCGGAUACUUUGUAUCGAUAGACCGAGCUUCGGCGCCUCAACCCCAGUCCCCCUCGACCAACGCCUCCCCAUCUUCCUAGAAACCGUGCCAGCCCUGCUCGCCCACCUGCACAUCCCACACAUCUCCCUGGCCUCGCACAGCUCCGGCACGCUCUUCGCGCUCAACCUCCUCGCUGCCCACCCAGCCCUCCUCUCCCCAGCCCACCCAACCAUAACCCUGAUCUCGCCCUGGGUCCACCAAUCACACACCGCGGUCCUGUCCCUGGUCGCGGCCUCGCACCUGCCGAACCCGCUCUUGAACUACUGGGACGCCAUCAUCAAGUUCGGAGUUACCCGCGCCGGCCCUGCGCUCGGCACGAGCUCUGGCGCUUUUUCGGCCUUGACGGGCUGGUUCAGGACGUCUGGGGUUGAGAGGGGGAGGAGGGGGGAGGAGGAGGAGAGGAAGUGUAGAGAGGCGUUUGGGAUUACUGGGGAGGUGAGGAAGGAGGUGGAGAAAACGAUGUUUAGGUAUGUGUUUGAGGAGAAUACCAAGGGGGCGAAUGAUGAGGCGAGGUUAUGUUUGAAAUCGACGGAAGGAUGUGGGUGGCUUGCUUGUGAGGAUUAUCCUGAGUUUGUUAAAAGUACCAAGGACACGUGGGAGCAUAGGAUUGAUGCGAAUGACGGGGCGGGGAAGUUGAGGGUUAGGAUUGUGCUUCCGCAAGAGGAUGCGAUGGUUGGUGAGAAGGGGAAGGAGUAUUUUAAAGAGUGCUGGAAGCAGGAGAAGUGUGGAAGGGGCAUUGAGGUGGAGUGUGUUCAGAUCAAGGGGACGGAUCAUGAUAGUGUGACGAACCCUGAGAAUGGGAUCUUGGAGUCAUUGUUUUCAGCAGCAAAGGGACAAUGA
This is a messenger RNA of Hyaloscypha bicolor E, 1113 nucleotides long. RefSeq lists its product as uncharacterized. The coding region runs from base 1 to 1113 and encodes 370 amino acids. The transcript is spliced from 2 exons. Lineage: Eukaryota; Fungi; Ascomycota; Leotiomycetes; Helotiales; Hyaloscyphaceae. The record is from RefSeq and is a predicted model, not a curated record.